CAAAAGUUAAAACCCCAAUUUGGCCUGAAACGCAAAACCCUGAAGACGACGACCGCUAACAAGACCUUUCUGUGAGCAACAAUGGAGGACGCUGCGAUGGAAAACGGAGAGACUAACAAGGAUAGUGAGGUGGCUCCUGCCCUAAUUGCAGUCCACCCGACCCAGAAUUCAGUUGCAGUCGCUGUCGGGUCGGACCUCCGCGUCUUCGACCUCCUUGGGGGUUGUGCGGUGUCUUUGGUAGAUGAUUCUGAUGGUUCUCUUCAUAAGGAUUCCAUAAGAGCCAUUCGUUAUGGAGCAAACGGGAAGCUCUUUGUGUCUGCUGGUGAUGAUAAACUUGUCAAGAUAUGGUCGACCGAAUCGUGGCGCUGCAUUAGUUCCUUGUGCUCAGAGAAAAGAGUGAGCGCAGUUGCCAUUAGCAAUGAUGGUUCCUAUGUUUGUUUUGCUGACAAAUUUGGGGUUGUUUGGGUUGUGGAUGUGGAUGGGUUUAAUGGAGAUCAAGAUUUUGUGAAUAAGAAGGCAGCACCACUGCUUUCUCACUAUUGCAGCAUCAUAACAAGCCUGGAAUUUUCACCAGAUGGACGAUUUUUCCUUAGUGCUGAUCGGGAUUCCAAAAUUCGAGUUACUGUGUUUCCCAAGAAGCCAUUAGAUGGAGCCCAUGAGAUACAAAGUUUUUCCCUUGGUCAUACAGAGUUCGUUUCUUGCCUCGCUUUUGUUUGCACUCAUGAAUGCCCCCAGGGUUUCCUUGUCUCUGGAAGUGGUGAUUCAACAGUUCGCCUGUGGGAUAUUUCCUCAGGAUCUCUCCUAGAUACUUGUGAUAUCAGAGAAAAGGCAGGACUUUUAGAAUCUAAAGAAAUAGAAGACAGGUAUGCUGCUGUUGCUGAUUUAUGCACCAUCCCAGAUAGCACCCUUGUUGCAGUGGCUGUCCAAAGUUUGCAAGGAAUAAUAUUGUUGAGCUGUGAUCUUUCUGCUCAAACACUCUAUGUUGCCAAGGUGAUUUCUAUCAAGGGAGAUGCCUUUAUACCUACAAGCUUGGGGACUAGCUUUUCCUCUGGAUUAUUGUGGAUGGUAACCGGUGCCUCAAACUUGCAUGAUUCUCAACACCCUUGUUUGUCCCGUGUCAAGGUUAUCUCUGGCUUUAAUGAAAGCAGUCCUGAUUUUGUUCAGCAUGGACCAAUUGUUUUGGAAGAUGAUGAGAUCCCUAGGAGCGAGAAAUUGCUCGAGAAGUUGCAAGGAAGGGUUUCCUUUGACAAAAAUUAUUUCUUGACAGCAGCUGAGGCUUUGAAAACAUCCAUGAGCAAUUUGCUAAUAAAAAAGCAGUACUCUACGGAGAAACGAGAAUUUAGAAAGAGAGGCAGAAAUGACAAGAAAAUCAAAAAAUGAUGUGAUUCCAGCAACGGCAAAAGGCCUACUGUGAACUUUGUGUAACCCUAGUGAUUUUUUAUUUUUUAUUUUCUUUCAAAUCUUUAUAACAAAAUUGUUGUAUUAUUUUUGAGAUAUUAGAAAACAGUACCUUUGGAACUUGCAAUCAAUUUUUGAGUAAGCCUGGCUGUAUUCAAGA
Molecule: messenger RNA, 1558 nt
Organism: Prunus dulcis (almond)
Lineage: Eukaryota; Viridiplantae; Streptophyta; Magnoliopsida; Rosales; Rosaceae
Product: tRNA (guanine-N(7)-)-methyltransferase non-catalytic subunit wdr4-like
Exons: 10
Coding region: 82-1380 (432 amino acids)
Biological process (GO): RNA (guanine-N7)-methylation
Cellular component (GO): tRNA methyltransferase complex; cytosol; nucleus
Molecular function (GO): protein binding; tRNA (guanine(46)-N7)-methyltransferase activity
Source: RefSeq, a predicted model, not a curated record